Messenger RNA from Monomorium pharaonis (pharaoh ant), 3723 nucleotides. It is a transcript of the gene mei-9, whose product is annotated as DNA repair endonuclease XPF. The transcript is spliced from 13 exons. Gene Ontology annotation, molecular function: damaged DNA binding; single-stranded DNA binding; single-stranded DNA endonuclease activity. The coding region runs from base 398 to 3469 and encodes 1023 amino acids. Gene Ontology annotation, cellular component: nucleotide-excision repair factor 1 complex. The record is from RefSeq and is a predicted model, not a curated record. NCBI's taxonomy places the organism in Eukaryota, Metazoa, Arthropoda, Insecta, Hymenoptera, Formicidae. Gene Ontology annotation, biological process: nucleotide-excision repair involved in interstrand cross-link repair; double-strand break repair via homologous recombination; resolution of meiotic recombination intermediates.
CGUCGACAAGUCUGGAAUCUUUCUACGAACAGCUUAUGUUGUUUAAUUAAGUUAUUGAUAUUAUAUUAUUGAUGAAAUUUAAUGUCGAGAAGUUGAACGCAGGAUUUAAUACGGUUUAUUCAAAGGCAAAUAAACUAUUGCAAAUACGAGAAUAACGCUUUGACGCCAUCAUUUGCAAUCAGCUGAUUGAGUUCGUGAACGCCUGAACGGCGGAAUUGGAUGGAUUGGAUGCAAAAUAUAUGUAUUUUUCACUCUUUUUACGUAAUGUGUAAACGAGAUGCUAGUAGCUCGAUUCUGCAUGUUGCGUAUUUAGACAAUCGUUUCGUCUGUCUACGGGAGACAUCUCGAGUACAUCAACACUCGUGAGGUUUUCAAUAGUAUUGUUAUAUAUUGUACUAUGAAGACAACAUUUCUUAUUACAACAUUUCUUAUUACAACAUUGAUAACCUAUGCGUUAGCACUGAACGAGGAAUUAUUGCAUUACGUUAGUGAUGAUGUGCCCGGCGGAUCUUACAAGUAUUACAGUCUGACGUAUGACGGUAACAUUAAGAUACGGUUGACAUCCAUAACGGGGGAUGCAGAUUUGUAUGCAUCACAGAUUACAAGCAAACCGACAUAUGAACCACAGCAUUACUGCCUGCAGUCCGCAACUUGUGGGGAAGAUACUAUUUUCAUACCUAAGAGUUUCAAACGGCCUGUAAGUAUUGGCGUUUAUGGUCAUCCAUCGCACGAAAUCAGUAAAUAUACUUUAUUGGUGUCUGAAGUAAUGGUUGAAGACGAUAUCUCAUCUUAUGACGAGACAUCCCCAGAUAGAACUUAUAAAACCACUCGUGAUAGGAUCAACAUGUUGGACUAUGAAAAUCAAAUUUUUCUUGAAGUUCUUCAAGAGGAUGGGUUAGUUAUUACAGCUAAGGGUCUUGGUAUAGAAACUGUUUUUGCAAAUGUGAUAAAAGCUUACUCGGAUCCGGGCAAUCUAGUUAUAGUCCUUGGAACCAUUGAUUACGAUGAGCGUUACAUUAUUGAUUUACUUAAAAGUUAUGGAACGAAAUUACCGCGUGUAGUUAAUGCCGAAUGUUCGUCCAAUGAAAGGGAAGUAAUGUAUUUGGAAGGUGGAGUGCUGUUUAUAUCGGGUCGUAUCUUAGUGGUAGAUCUAUUAAAGAAUAGAGUUCCGCUGCACUUGGUCACCGGUAUUCUCGUCUAUAGAGCUCAUAACAUUCUAAAUGCUUAUCAAGAGGCAUUUGCAUUACGUUUAUAUAGACAAAAUAAUAAGACUGGUUUUAUCAAGGCGUUCACAAAUUCGUCACUAGCUUUCACAAUUGGAUAUACGAAAGUGGAACGAGUUAUGAAAGCUCUAUUCGUCAAAAAAUUAUAUUUAUGGCCGCGUUUCCACACAACUGUUAAUAAUUGCUUGUCCAAACAUGAGCCCGAAGUUAUAGAAUUACAUGUACAAAUUACGCCAAAGAUGCAAAGCAUUCAAACCACCUUGCUCGAUAUUAUGAAUUAUACUGUGAAAGAGUUGAAGAGAAUCAAUAAAUAUUUAGACUUGGAGGAACUGACUGUAGAGAAUGCAAUAGCAAAAAAGUUUCACAAGCAGUUACAUUCACAAGUAGAUCCAAUCUGGCAUCAGCUCAGUACAACAACUAAACAAUUAUUUUCCGAUUUAAAAACAUUACGCUCCCUUAUUAUAUCUUUGACGUAUGAAGAUUCCGUUUCAUUUUACAACAUGCUAAAUAGUUUACGGACUAUGGAAUAUGCCAUGAAAGCUGGUGGUUGGAUAAUGUUAGAUGAAUUUGAAAAUCUGAUUAAAUAUGCCAAAAGCAGAGUUUAUACGGAUAAGAACGAAUUGAAACCAGAACCGCAUCCAAAAUGGGAAGCUUUAUCGGAAGUCUUGGUUGAGAUUCAGGAACAGAAACAUAAGAAAAAAGAUUAUGAAAAUAUUGAUAAAGUUCUCAUUUUAGUAAACGAUAACAGUACAUGUCGUCAAUUAAGAAAUUAUUUAACUAUGGGUGCAAAUGAAUACUUACUUUAUGAGGCUUUGAAAAAAUUAUCGCAUAAUAAAGAACAAAAGGUGAGUGGCAGUAAAAAGAAUACAAAUGAAAAGAGUAUAAAAGAUCAGCCAUCGACUUCUGAAAGUAAUACAGAAGAAGAAUUGCAAGAAGCUCAAGAUACUUAUGUGCUGACAUUGUCACAAAAAUGCACAGAUGGAACUCAGCCAAGUACUUCCACAGAAGAUAUAAAACAUCAGACAUUAUUUGAAGAGUGUUCGCAAAUUGUAAAUUUGGAUUUAACUAAAGAGAUCUAUGCAGCGUCUGCACCUAUAGUUUUCAUACAAGCCAUAAAGAAAGGAGGUGAUCCAAUGGCUUUACAACGAAUAUUAACGGAGCAUAUGCCGAACAAUAUUAUUUUAUACGUAACCGAUAUUGGUGUUGUGAGACAAUUAGAAGUAUAUCAAAAUAAUAAUCCGUCAUUAAAUUUGAAAGUAUAUUUUUUAAUUUAUGGCGGAUCAGUUGAGGAACAAGAAUAUCUCACUUCCUUACGACGAGAAAAGGAAGCAUUUCAUUCUUUGAUCAAUACAAAAACUACUAUGGUUGUGCCAGAAGAUCAAGAUGGAAAAUCAGACGACUGCUUAGCUCUUGCAGUUCAAUCAGAUGAUGCUCAAGAGAAUACGCGUAAAGGAGGGAUGCAAUCUGAAGUUAAAAUAGUUCCAAAAGUUAUUGUUGACAUGAGAGAAUUCAGAAGUGAGUUACCAGCCAUGCUGUACACACGUGGUAUAAAAAUUGAGCCAGUGACAUUAGUGGUGGGUGACUAUAUUCUAACACCGGAAAUAUGUAUUGAGAGGAAAAGUGUAUCUGAUCUGAUUGGUUCUUUACUUUCUGGGAGGUUGUAUAAUCAAGCAGUUUCCAUGACAAGACAUUACGCUAAACCUAUGCUUCUCAUAGAAUUUGAUCAGAAUAAACCGUUUUCUUUUCAGGGAAAUUACUAUGUUAGUAGAGAUCUUAAGAAUACUGACAUAACAGCAAAACUGCAAUUAUUAACUCUUCAUUUUCCUAAACUAAAAAUUAUAUGGUCUCCUAGUCCACAAGCUACAGCACAAUUGUUUGAAGAAUUAAAGCAAGGACGAGAUCAGCCUGACUCGAAUGUUGCUGCUAAAAUUGGAGCAGAUGAAGAUACAGAAAACAAACAAAUAAUGGUUGAAAAAUAUAAUUCUCACAUCAAAGAUUUUAUAGCUAAAUUACCAGGUGUACAUUCGAAAAAUUUGCAUAUUUUAUUGAAUAAAGGAGGAUCGUUAGAUAAUCUUAUCAAAUUGUCACAAGAAGAGCUAAAAGAAAUACUUGGAAAUAAAAAUGAUGCGGAAUUGUUACAUAAAGCUCUACAUGAAAAGUGUUUACCAAUGGGUGAAAGUUCGGGAACUAGCAAAGGUGUUUCCAAAGUACGUGGUAAAAGACUUUUCUCCAAAAUAUCAAAAUAAUAUAAAUGAUGUAUCCUAACAAAUAUUUAGUAAAACAUUUUCAAAGUAUUAAUAAUUGAAUGUUAUUACAAUCUAAUAAAUAUAUUUUAUAAGUUAUUUUUGGAAAUAGUUAUACCAUUAUGUUAUUUUCAGUACAAUUUGAAAAAUGUAUAUCAUAAAAGGCAAUGUAAAUAAAUUUAUUACAUAAUAAUUGUACAGAUAUGUAAGAUCUUAAUAUAUGUAAUUAAGAUGUAAUAUAGUAUUUCACAAGAUAA